AUGGGAUUAAACUCGAGGAUUUUGUUUCUUAACCACUUCCAAGUUCACCGAACUGUACGGGUAAAUGUACAACCGGUUAGAUGCUGUCGAUCGAAACAAAUGCCAUUAACGAAAGAAGUGUUGUCCAAGUUCCUACGGCCUCGAUUCUCCAAGCCAAAUCAGCUGAAGAAGAUCCAUGCGCUCGUUUUGACGACGGGUCUCUCUGUGAAGAACAGCCUCUUAACCCAGCUGUUGGAGAAUCUCGUGGCUUUAGGUGACAUGUGUUAUGCGCGCCAACUGUUCGACGAAAUGCACAAGCCAAGGAUCUACCUCUGGAACACCCUUCUCAAGGGGUACGUCAAAAACCAGAUGCUUGUUGAAAGUGUCUUUCUUUAUAAGAAAUUGGUUGACCUUGGUAUUCGUCCUGACGAAUAUAGCUACCCGUUUGUUGUUAAGGCAUUUGCCGAGCUCGGUGACUUGUUCAAUGGCUUGGCUCUGCAUGCCCAUGUCGUGAAACAUGGACUGGAGCAUCUGGGAAUAGUUAGAACUGAGUUGGUGAUGAUGUACGUGAAGCUUGGCCAACUCAGCUCGGCUGAGUUUUUGUUUGAAACUAUGGAAGAUAAAGAUUUGGUAGCUUGGAACGCGUUUAUUGCCGUAUGCGUUCAAGUGGGGAAGUCGGCUAAGGCUGUUGAAUAUUAUCACAGAAUGUGUACGGAUAGAGUUCAGUUUGAUGCUUUCACCGUCGUGAGCUUGCUCUCGGCUUGCGGUCAGCUUGGUUGUUUGGAGAUGGGAGAGGGAAUUUAUGAUCGUGCGAGGAAAGAGGGGGUUGAUUGUAACUUAAUUGUCGAAAAUGCAAAGCUUGACAUGUACGUGAAAUGCGGUAGCAUUGAAACUGCGAGGGUUUUCUUCGAGGAAAUGAAGCAAAGGAACGUUGUCUCGUGGAGCACGAUGAUUGUAGGAUAUGCAAUGAAUGGAGAAAGUGGAGAAGCAUUGACGCUGUUCACUGGAAUGCGGAAUGAGGGGAUAAGACCUAACCACGUGACUUACCUCGGUGUCCUGUCGGCUUGUUGUCAUGCUGGCUUGGUGGCUGAAGGGAAAAGGUUUUUUAAUCUUAUGGUUCAAUCAAACGAUAAGAAUCUUCAGCCCAGAAAGGAACAUUACGCUUGCAUGGUUGAUCUCUUGGGACGAUCUGGCCGUCUGGACGAGGCUUAUGAAUUUAUCGAAAGAAUGCGAAUGGAACCAGAUGCGGGCAUCUGGGGAGCCCUGUUGGGUGCUUGUGCUAUUCAUUGUAACAUCAACUUGGGCCAGAAAGUUGCAGACUUGCUUAUGGAAACCACUCCGGACAUUGGUUCAUAUCAUGUUUUGCUGUCUAACAUAUAUGCAGCUGCUGGUAGGUGGGACUGUGUUGAAAAAGUGAGGCGCAACAUGAGAAAACAGGGUAUCAGAAAGGUUACUGCUUAUAGUUCCAUCGAAUUUGACGGUCAAAUCCAUGUUUUCCAUGGAGGGGACAGGUCGCAUCCACAAUCAAAGGCCAUAUACGAGAAACUGGAUGAAAUAUUGAAGAAGAUAAAGAGCUUGGGUGUUCCUGAGACUGGUCCGGUGUUUCAUGAUGUUGAAGUUGAGGAAAAGGAAGCUUCCCUCAGCCAUCACAGUGAAAAGCUUGCGAUUGUGUUUGGGCUCAUAAACGUGAGAGGUGGAUCUGCCAUAAGGGUGAUGAAGAACUUGAGAACCUGUGAUGAUUGCCAUGUUUUCUCAAAGUUAGUCUCUAGAAUUACUCCGAGGGACAUCAUCAUGAGAGACAAGAAAAGAUUUCACCAUUUCAGAAAUGGUGUUUGCUCUUGCAGAGAUUUCUGGUGACUCCAUAUGGGCUAUAUAUGUAUAUGAUCCUGAUCAUGAUUUUGUAUCUCUGGACUUGUUUGAAGCCAA
Molecule: messenger RNA, 1905 nt
Organism: Tarenaya hassleriana
Lineage: Eukaryota; Viridiplantae; Streptophyta; Magnoliopsida; Brassicales; Cleomaceae
Product: pentatricopeptide repeat-containing protein At2g01510, mitochondrial
Biological process (GO): RNA modification
Molecular function (GO): zinc ion binding; protein binding; RNA binding
Source: RefSeq, a predicted model, not a curated record